AAUAGAAAAAAAAAACCAAAAAACUAAAAUAAAAAUAAGCCAAAAAAAAAAAAAAAAGAAGGUCUGUCUCAUAUAUAUUUUCUCUUCCAUUUCACCGAUGCUCUGAGAUUCGUCUUACCUUUGAUUUUUGCUCCAACAAUUAAGGUUACAACCAGGAUUUUUUUAUUUUUCGUAUUGUCAAUUUUGAUACUUGAGAUAUAAAGCUUAAAAAUGGCAUCAGUGAUUCUUAAAGGUGGUAGUAGUUGUAGUGGCAAUCAAGUGUCUCCGUUGAUAUCAAUUCAAGAAAAAGGUAGUGGAAAUAAGAGAAAGUUUCGGGCUGAUCCGCCUAUAGGUGAUCCAAAUAAGAUUAUAACUUCACCUCAAAAUGGGUGUCCAAGUUAUGAAUUUUGCGCUGAGAAGGUUGAAUUCACCAGAGUCCAUGGUCAAGCUAGUGUUUGUGACUUGUGUGGUGUUAACCAAGAUCAUUCAGAUGGAUUAAAACUUGACCUGGGAUUAUCUAGCAUGAUAGGUUCUUCUGAGGUUGGUCCAAGCGGGCCUAGAGCAGAACUAGAAACAGAUGAAUCUCAAGAUGCUGACUGGAGUGAUCUCACGGAAGCUCAGCUAGAAGAACUUGUUUUGAGCAAUUUGGAUGCAAUGUUCAAAAGUGCAAUAAAGAAAAUUGUUGCUUCUGGUUACACGGAAGAAAUUGCUACUAAGGCAGUCUUGAGGUCUGGCCUUUAUUAUGGUUGUAAAGACACUGUCUCAAAUAUAGUGGAUAAUACUUUAGCAUUUCUUAGUAGUGGCCAAGAUGCUAAUCCUUCAAGGGACCACUGUUUUGAGGAUCUACAGGAGCUGGAGAAGUAUAUAUUAGCUGAACUGGUUUGUUUUCUUCGAGAAGUUAGGCCUUUCUUCAGCACUGGGGAUGCAAUGUGGUGCUUGUUGAUUUGUGACAUGAAUGUGUCACACGCUUGUGCUAUGGAUGGUGACCCAUUGGGUGGUUUUGUUGGCGAUGAAGCUUCUACUGAGAGUUCUUUUACUCCUAACCAACCCCAGUUGAAGACAGAAGCCAAAACUUCUGAAUUGAAUCUUCCAAAUCCUUGUAAACCUGUUCCUUCCAUUCCUUGUUCUCAUAGUUCUGUGCCAGAGGUUCCAUCUAUGGGAAUCAAUAACACAGUAAAAUCUAAGAAUUCCCUUGUUCUAAGUGGUAUAGUCUCAGAGAAAGAGGGAACGAACUCCAUUUCUGAUAGUGCAGAUAAAAUUUUCAGUGCGGCAGGAACAUCUCAAUCUUCAACCCUGGAAGACAAGUUUGUGGGUAGUAGAAAGAUUCACUCUACCAAAAGAGAAUAUAUUCUUCGGCAGAAGUCACUUCAUCUGGAGAAAAACUACAGGACAUAUGGAUCUAAAGGGUCAUCGAGAGCUAAACUAAGCGGUUUGGGAGGUUUAAUCUUGGACAAGAAACUAAAAUCUGUCUCUGACUCCACCACUGUUAAUGUAAAAAAUGCAUCCUUGAAAAUUAAGGCAAUGGGAGCUGAUGUUCCUCAAGAUAAUGGGAGUCACAAUCUUUCAGUCAAUCCGGAACCCUCUUCUUCUGAAACAUUUUGCUUAGAUAACGUUAAUAACAUUUCUGCAGUGCCUAAGACCAAUAUAGCAACCACUUCUCCAGUAAAUAUGCCACCCGAAUUACCACCUAUCAAUAACCCACCUGCAUUAUCAACGGCUGAUACUGAGCUUUCCCUCUCAUUGACGACCAAAAGCAAUUCGAUUGUAGUGCCUCCUGCUUCUCAUUCUGAGCCUGCUUAUUUGAGCUAUGCUGGGAUGCCAUAUGAUAAAUCCCUGGGGCAGUGGUUCCCACAGGAUAAGAAGGAUGAGAUGAUUCUGAAGCUGGUUCCUAGGGUGCGGGAACUACAAAAUCAGCUUCAGGAAUGGACAGAGUGGGCCAAUCAAAAGGUUAUGCAGGCUGCUCGUCGACUAAGUAAAGACAAAGCUGAACUUAAGACUUUGAGGCAAGAGAGAGAAGAAGUUGAACGGCUUAAGAAAGAGAAGCUGAGUUUGGAAGAAAACACUAAGAAGAAGCUCAUUGAGAUGGACGGUGCAUUGUUGAAGGCUAGUGGGCAGGUGGAACAUGCUAAUGCUACUGUCCGUAGGCUUGAGGUGGAAAAUGCAGCACUACGGCAGGAGAUGGAGGCUGCAAAAUUACGUGCAGCAGAGUCAGCAGCUAGCUGUCUGGAGGUAUCAAAGAGGGAGAAGAAAACACUGAUGAAAGUUCAGUCUUGGGAGAAGCAGAAAACCUUGCUCCAGGAAGAGCUCAUGUCUGAAAAACGCAAGGUUGCUCAACUGUUACAGGAAUUACAGCAGGCCAAAGUUCUCCAAGAACGGCUUGAGGCUAGAUGGCAACAGGAAGAGAAGGCAAAGGAAGAAGUUCUUACUCAGGCUAGUUCAAUAAGAAAGGAAAGAGAACAAAUUGAGGCCGCUGCAAAAGUAAAGGAAGAUAUGCUUAAUUCGAAAGCAGAAACCAGUUUGCAGAAAUACAAAGAGGAUAUUCAGAAACUUGAAAAAGAAAUCUCUCAAUUGAGACUGAAGACAGACUCAUCAAAAAUUGCUGCACUUCGAAGGGGCAUUGAUGGAAGUUAUGUGGGAAGAUUUACAGAUAGCAGAUAUGGCACGGCCCAAAAGGAGCCUCAGACCAUUUUUAUCUCAGAAGUGGUGACAGAUUUCCAAGACUUCCCAGGAAGAGGAGGUGUGAAACGUGAACGUGAAUGUGUAAUGUGCCUAUCAGAGGAGAUGUCUGUGGUUUUCAUGCCAUGUGCUCAUCAGGUAGUUUGCACUACAUGCAAUGAGCUCCAUGAGAAACAAGGUAUGAAGGACUGUCCUUCUUGUAGGAGUCCCAUUCAGAGGCGUAUUCCUGUACGUUAUGCUCGCUCUUAAUUCUAGUUUUGAAGUGAGUUGAGUGUUCUGAAUAAUGUUUGUGGCACUCCUUUGAUCUGAAUAAUGCAUUUGAGUUGCACCCUUUGAGAGUUGAGACAA
Messenger RNA from Durio zibethinus, 3003 nucleotides. Its product is annotated as putative E3 ubiquitin-protein ligase RF298. Gene Ontology annotation, biological process: regulation of apoptotic process. NCBI's taxonomy places the organism in Eukaryota, Viridiplantae, Streptophyta, Magnoliopsida, Malvales, Malvaceae. The record is from RefSeq and is a predicted model, not a curated record.